AUGAUUGCAAUUCAAUGUCUAUUAUUUUUAAUUAUUUUGACAGUCAAUGCUUUGUGUCAACAAUUGGGUCCAUACGUUGAGAUUCUUCGUAAGAGUCGCGAUACUAACUGGAAGAUGGAUGAGAUUUUGCCAACAAAUUAUAACUAUUUAAUAGCACCGGUAGUUAAUAAUACGCCGAUUGAUGUUGAAGUGGUCGUCUCUAUAUUAUCAUUCAGAUCUAUAAAAGAAAAAUCUUUGUCAUUUGCUGUCGACGUGUUUUUUCAUCAAUACUGGUCUGAUAAUAGACUUCGUGUACCGACAGGACUUGAGGUCAAUACUAAAUUACGACUAAACAACAACUGGAAAGACAAGCUCUGGACUCCCGACACAUACUUUUGCAAUGCCAUCGAUGGGUCGGUUAACAACAUAUUGGAUCCUAUUAUAUAUUUCACAAUUGAAAAUCAGACCAAAGUAUUAAUGGCUAUCAAAUUGACUCUUGAGUUCAGUUGUGACAUGGAUUUCGCUAAAUAUCCAUUUGAUACACAAAUGUGUAAUUUUGAAUUAUCAAGUCUUUCUAAUACAAUCGAAAUAUUGAGAUAUAAAUGGAGACGAUUUCAUGUGACAAAACAUAUAUAUUUACCACAAUUUGUUAUUACAAAUGUUUCCGUAGAAAAUUGUGUCAAAACUUAUGAAGAUAUUGGUACCUAUUCUUGUUUAAGAGGGAGUCUAACAAUGAAGCGAAAUGUCAGUAACUUUAUUAUAAAACAUUACAUUCCCAGCCUUUUUAUAGUUAUUCUAACAUUUGUGAGCUUCUGGAUCCCAACCACCGCAUACCCGGCACGAGUUGGUCUGACUAUAACAGCACUGUUAGCACUAACAGUACAACAAACUCAAGAUCUCAAUGUUUCAGUUAUUAAUGCAUUAAGUGUUUGGAUGUUUGUUUGCAUCACUUUUGUCUUUUCCACUCUCAUUGAGUUCGUAUUUGCCAUACGUUUGCUUCAAAAUAAAUUACAUAUUACUGUCAACAAUGAAUGUAAUGAUAAUGACAAUGAUAGCGAUGACACACAUAAUCCUAUUAAUAAUCACAAAACAUCUAUUACCAAAUUAUUGAAUAGUUGUAUUAUGUAG
Messenger RNA from Oppia nitens, 1107 nucleotides. RefSeq names its product glycine receptor subunit beta-like. Lineage: Eukaryota; Metazoa; Arthropoda; Arachnida; Sarcoptiformes; Oppiidae. Gene Ontology annotation, molecular function: chloride channel activity; neurotransmitter receptor activity; extracellular ligand-gated monoatomic ion channel activity. The transcript has 6 exons. Gene Ontology annotation, biological process: chemical synaptic transmission; regulation of membrane potential; nervous system process. Bases 1 to 1107 code for a protein of 368 amino acids. The record is from RefSeq and is a predicted model, not a curated record. Gene Ontology annotation, cellular component: neuron projection; synapse; membrane.